This is a messenger RNA of Hippopotamus amphibius kiboko, 4193 nucleotides long. Its product is annotated as zinc finger protein 501-like. The coding region runs from base 539 to 1825 and encodes 428 amino acids. Gene Ontology annotation, molecular function: RNA polymerase II cis-regulatory region sequence-specific DNA binding; DNA-binding transcription activator activity, RNA polymerase II-specific. The transcript has a single exon. Gene Ontology annotation, cellular component: nucleus. The record is from RefSeq and is a predicted model, not a curated record. Lineage: Eukaryota; Metazoa; Chordata; Mammalia; Artiodactyla; Hippopotamidae. Gene Ontology annotation, biological process: regulation of transcription by RNA polymerase II.
CUUGCAUGGUUGCAGAAAGCGCGUUGAGAGCGGUGGUUCUCUAACCAUUGUGCAAGCCGCAGAGGCGCUUGCGGCGCAUGCUGGGAUGUGUAGUCCGCGCCAAGCUUAACACGCCUAGGUGAGGGUGGUUGGGAAACUCUCUCAAGGGUCUCGGGUGGGCAGGUGCCUCUGGAGAACCCAGACCUCCGACCAUGGAGUCUCAGUACAGUGCUGCUCUAGGUGUCCUUGGCAGCGACAGCCUUUUCCUUCAGGCUCGCUUCCCCGUCCCCCAGCGGUGGCCGGGGCACUGAAGUCCGCGCUGCCGCCCAGGGGAAAGUGUCAGCUUCCUGACAGCGGCUGCAGAUGGGAGCACUUGCUCCGCCAGGUGAAUGAGAGGGUUAAACCUACCGAGACCGUUCGCUGCCACUUCCUAGAACGGCACGGGCCGGUGGACAUUUCCGUUUCCUGUGCUGGAUCCCUGGGUUCCGAGUGUCUCCAGCUCUGGUUGUGCUUGUGAGCUGAGUGGUUGGUAUCUAGGAAACGGGACGCUCUUACCGCUAUGGAGUCAGUGGCUGCAGAAACGGCAAGGGAGGACUCCGAUGGGGCAGAGCAGCGGCGGAACCGGUCUUCGGGAUCCCAGGGAGUCCCGAGGUCCGCCUUCGAUUGGGGAGUUGUUCCACCCAAGCGGCCGUUCCUGGUGUGGCCGGGGCAGCCAGCCGCCCGGGAAAUGAUGCUGGGCCUGCGGUACCUACGUACGUCAGUCUCUAGCCCUGGAGAGGAAGAAGCCCCUGCCAAGACCAACUCUCCUGCAGUCCACAGAGCCUUUGAGUGCCAGGAGUGUGGACUGACCGCAGCCUACCUCCCUGACCUCAUUCACCACCAAAGCAGGCACGGGGGUGACAAGCCCUACUGCUGUCCGGCGUGUAGCAAAAGCUUCCGACGGGGCUCAGAUCUGAUUAAGCACCACCGGGUACACACUGGUGAGAAACCGUAUCCCUGUCCUGAGUGUGGCCGUUGCUUCAGUCUGAGCUCCAACCUCAUCCAACACCGUCGCUCCCACUCAGGCCUCCGGCCCCACAAGUGUCUGGAGUGCGGGGAGGCUUUUGGCCUCAGCUCCGACCUGGUUAAACACCAGCGGGUGCACACGGGUGAGAAGCCUUACACCUGCGCUGAGUGUGGUAAGACUUUCAGCGUUAGCUCCAACCUGAUCCAGCACCAGCGCACGCACACGGGCGAGAAGCCCUACCGCUGCGGGGACUGCGGCAAGCGCCUCAGCCUGAGCUCCAACCUGGCGCAGCACCAGCGCUCACACACGGGUGAGAAGCCCUACAGUUGCUGUGAGUGUGGCAAGAACUUCACCAACAGCUCCGACUGCCUACGGCACCAGCGCGCCCACAGUGGAGAGCGGCCCUUCAAGUGUCCCGAGUGUGGCCGUGGUUUCAGUGAGCGCACCCAGUUCACCGAGCACCAGCGCGUUCACAUGGGUGAACGACUCUAUGCCUGCCCAGAAUGCGGCAAAACCUUCUCCCACAGCUCCAAGCUCCUUAAACACCAGCUCUCGCACACAGGCGAGAAGCCCUAUAAGUACCCCAGCUGCAGCAAGAGUUUUGUAGACAGUUCCAAUCUGCUGCGGCACCAGCACACUCACACGGGCCAGAAGCCUUACACUUGCGGCGAGUGUGGCCAGAGCUUCCGCCAGCGCUCUCACCUGCUCGUCCACCAGGUGGCGCACAGCGGGGAGGAGCCCUACGUCUGCCUGCAGUGUGGCAAGGCCUUUGCCCGCAGCUCCAACCUGGGCCAGCACCAGCGGACGCACCAGGGUGGCAGCCCCUGCCGGUAUCCCUGACUUAAGUUGCAGCCCAGACUUCAGCUCUGACUUUGGUCCAGUCCUCAAGGACCCUGAGGGGAGCAGCAUUUCUCAGCAAACCUCGCUUCUGCUCCUUCAGGGCUGGCGAUCUGUGGGCUGAAUCAGGGAACCCCAGGCUGGAGGAGUCGGAACAGAAAAGUGGGCUUAGGCCUGUUCUGUGAGUCCCUGGAGACGGGAUUCCAGCUGGAGGGAGAGUUUGGGGAUGGCGAGAGCUGGCCCAGCUGCUUUAAGAUGCAGAACACCGUCGGCAGCUGCUGACCAGAGCCCUUCACAGACCUAGGGAGUGAUGGGGCUGAUCACACAGAGGAGUGGGGAUCGGCGCCAGGCAAGCCCCCCCUGAGGAAGGCAGUGGAGGAGGAAGGGUCGGGGAGGUCCUGAUCUCCAGAGGGGACCAUGAGGAAGGCUGUGUUCUAGCACAAGGAUCAGAGAGUUUGAAUUUGGGACCAUUAGGUGAGCUAUGGGGUGUAUGACCCCUUUGAAAGAGAACUGUCUUUACAGGGUGACGCUGGUGGGGCCCAGGGCCAGGGCAAAGGACCAGGAGGCCUGUCUGUUGAGUUCAGGGGAUGCCCGGUGGCAUUUCUAGGCAGGGGCAAAAGGCCCGAAGUUGGUCGUCUGCCCCUUCCUCUUCUUUAGUCUCGUCCCUUGCAGGUUCCCCAGGCUCUUCCUCUGAUCCCUCAACAGAGGAGAAAAUGGUGAUGAUUCACUUGUGCCCAGACACUGGGGGCUGGACAUGGCCCUUUUGCCUGGGCACUGGGGCAGGCUGCCUACAUAAACAAAUAUUUGUCUAUUGGUAAAACUUAACACUAUAUGAGAGCCAGAGGGAGGCUUUCCGAAGCACUGCACAGUGUGUGCCCAGAGCAGAGUCUAAGCGGUGAGGCCCUGCUCUCCUCCCCAUAGCUGGCUGUGUUCCUGGGAGAGGCACAGAAUGUAUCCCUUUUGAGGUUGGGGGAGGCCUAAUGCUCACCCCAUGGGACCGUGAGCCUCAUGCAUCUGGUGCCCUGUCCCCAAACCUUGCCUCUUCUCAGGCUUGAUGCAUCUAGAACUGUACCCACAGAGAACAGGGGCCAAAGGGAAGGAAUGUGAGGUAACCCCUCUCUCGGCUUCUAGCACAGAGUGUCCAGGCUUCUCUCUUCAUAACUGUGUGACCUUGGACUGUCUGCCGCUUCUGAGCUUCAGUUUCUUCAUCUGUAAAACAGGGAUGAUGAUGGUUACCUCCCAGGAUUGUGGUGAGCGUUCCAUGGGAUCACCCACCUGAAACACCUGGGUCAAGGAAGGGUCUUGGCAAACCUCGGCUCCCCACUUUUCCUCAAGCCUAGCGCCCUGUCACUGGUGGGGUCGGUCCACAGGCAUCACACCAGCACACUUACUAGCUUCUCCCGGAGGUUACAGAAAUGAGCAAGACAGCCCCAGUCCCAGGGUAGUUUGGUGUCGUGAAGGAGAUGGACUCAUGCCUGAUGCUGGCACUGGAGAGAGGACGUCACCUAGAGCAAGUCUAAGAGUCUUCACGAAGGUGACAUCUAAUGGAUGCCACUGUCUCCUCAAGCUGGGCCUGUGAUGAAGGGAAAGGUUCUGGCAUGUUCCCCACCAACGGCAUCUCAGAGAGCACAAGCCAGGGUCUGAGCUGAAGGCCUGAGUCAGGCGCAUCCAUAGUAGGCACUCAAUAAGUGGUUGUUAUAAUCAGGUCCUGUUUAUACUCUUACUAGUGACCUUGGGGCCUCAGCUUCCUCAAAGCUGGAUUGCAUUCUCUGCAAAAUUGUAGCUGCAGAUGGACAUUAGGUACAUGGCAGCAGUGGGCAUGGGAGGAGGAUUUGUUUGCAAAAUCCCUUUCAGUCAACUGGAAGCUAAUUUCUCACAUUAAGGUAAGUAGCCCCGCACCCCAUCUCCUCUCAAUUGUAGAAAUAGGUCCACCCGGAGCAGGGAGGCAGGCCAGUCCUUGGAAACAGAAGGAUGGGCUUAAUCCAACAGGGGUUUAUCUGGCCUUCCCUGUGCCCUGGGCUGGGAGGAGAGGCAGCCUCACUGCCCAAGCACGUGACCAGUGCUGAGGCCAGAGACGGCAAACGUUUGUUUUGGCCUUCACUGUGUGUGUGUGUGUGUGUGUGUGUGUGUGUGUGUGUGUGUGUGUGUGUGUGUGUGUGUGAACUAUUGAGCUAACUAACUUUUUUAUUAUUAUUAUUUUUUUGGGCUGAGUGGCUCCUGAGAUCUUAGUUCCCUGACCAGGGAUUGAACCUGAACCCUCAGCAGUGUGAAGUCCUAACCACUGGACCGCCAGGGAAUUCCCAUGAGCCAACAUUUAAAUCAGGAGAUUUCACAUCACAAUCUAGAUUUCUGGUUUGGUGUUUUGCGGAGA